Molecule: messenger RNA, 996 nt
Organism: Neoarthrinium moseri
Lineage: Eukaryota; Fungi; Ascomycota; Sordariomycetes; Amphisphaeriales; Apiosporaceae
Exons: 3
Coding region: 1-996 (331 amino acids)
Source: RefSeq, a predicted model, not a curated record
AUGAAGUCAGCUACGCCUAUGUUCCUUCUUGCCACCGGGGCCCUGGCCGCCGUCCAAGGUAACCAGCCCCGUGACCUGGCUCAGCUCGAGGCUAUUAUGAACAAGGUCCUUCAGGGCCUGACCGAGGUUGAUGGGGCAACCACUGCCUAUACUGGAGGCGAGGCGUACGAGCUGGACUGCGCCCUUGAGAAGAUGACCGACAAGGCCACGGAGGCCACGGAUGCCGCCAGCAAGUUGGACAAACUUGCCCUCGAAGAGGCUAUUGGCUUCCAACCCCUUUCCAACCAGCUCAACGCUGCCGGUGACAAGUUUGUUGCCGACCUCAAGAACAAGAUCCCACUCCUGUCUGAAGCCUGUGCUUGCGAAAUCAUCGCCGAAUCCUUCGGUGUUCUCACCAACACCGCCUCUGGUCUGAUGAACACAGUUGCCUCCAAGUUCCCCACCCAAGGUGGCAAUGGUGACAUUGCCAAAUUUACCGCAUCCUUUGCAGACACCAACCAAGCCCUGAAGGACUGCGCUGCUAAGGAAGCAGAGGAAGGGGGUCACGAAGGUGGGCAUGGAGGCUACGAGGGUGGUCACGGAAGCCCCAGCGGUGUACCAACUGGUGCGCCUACUGGCGGCCACGGUCCCUACCCGACUGGUGAGGCCGCACCGACUGGCCACCCUACCGCGGCUCCUGCUGAGCCAACCCACCCCACCUACGCCAAUGGCUCAUCGCCUGCUGGUGGCUCUGGUAGUUCCGGUGGCGCCAGCAGUGCUGAUGCCGGUGGUGACAAGUCCACUCCUACCUAUGCCUCCAAGCCCGUGGUCACUGCUGGUGCUUCUCUUAUCGGGUUCUCAGGCGCCGCUUUGGUUGCUGCUGCCGUCGCAUACUUCCUAACCUAUGAGAGCAGCGGAGACCUCCUUGUGAUCAAGCGCUAUGUUAGAGAGCACGAUUUGACCUGUCUGCUCAGUGCCGACAACAUGGACCAGGUCCUGGACAAGUUUGGAGAAUAG